Molecule: messenger RNA, 3652 nt
Organism: Zophobas morio
Lineage: Eukaryota; Metazoa; Arthropoda; Insecta; Coleoptera; Tenebrionidae
Gene: sfl
Product: bifunctional heparan sulfate N-deacetylase/N-sulfotransferase
Exons: 11
Coding region: 398-3091 (897 amino acids)
Cellular component (GO): Golgi apparatus
Molecular function (GO): heparan sulfate N-sulfotransferase activity; deacetylase activity
Source: RefSeq, a predicted model, not a curated record
GCCGUGCCAUCUCCGCACUCGAGCGAAGUUAGUCAUCGAGAGCACGUCCUCGCGUUAGCACGCUCGCCAACUUCGCGCCGAACGAUCAUUCACAGUGUCGGACGUCGUAAAAUGUGAUUAGUGAGACAAAUAGGUAAUAUUUGAGCGAAGGAGCAUGCAGUUGCCAUGCGAAGGGCGCCUCGACAGUGACUAUGGCAGCAGCGAAGCGCCCCGGAAAAAUGGCAAGAGGACAUGUGUGCGACCUGGGGAUCUGGAAGCACAGCAAAUGGAGGACUGUUGACGUGCCGAGAUAACCACGUUUCGCGGCUCUCACACAUUCCAACCCUUAGUUAGGAUAGUGCCAUAUUCACCGCUCCGCACCAAAGCCACUUCGCAUACCUCAUAUGUAAGUUAAGUGAUGGACGAAGACAGCAGGCCUCUUCUGGGGGUCCCGAAGAUACACAGGGUGCUGCGACGGUUCCGCAAGAAGAACCACUGCGUCUACAAAGCGUCGACCCUCAAGAAGUGCGUGGUCUUCAUUAUCUUCAUCAGCAUACUCUUGAUCAUCUUCUACUCGCAGUAUGUGGGGCACUCGCCGUCUUAUCUCACCGGGCUGAUACAAAGAAGCAGCCGCCCCGAGCCAAACAUACGAUGCGGCGUCAUGAACGGACCCCGAAUACCGCAGAAUCACGACCACAAAACCGAAGCGAGACUGAGAAGCUACCCGAAAGUUCUCGUUUUCGUCGAAACGAUGUACUCGAAGCUGGGGAGGGACAUCGCCGAGCUGCUGGUGCACACGAGGAUCAAAUACAAGGUGGAAGUAGCCGGCAAAAGCCUCCCCGUCCUCACCAACCUCGACAAGGGCCGCUACGGCGUCAUCGUCUUCGAGAACUUCAACAAGUACCUCCAGAUGGACAAGUGGAACCGCGAACUCCUCGACAAGUACUGUCGCGAGUACUAUGUCGGGAUGAUCGGCUUCAUCACCCCCGAAGAGGAGACCUUCGUCGGUUCCCAGCUCAGGGGCUUUCCCUUGUUCAUCCACACCAACCUUAAACUAAAAGACGCCGCCUUGAACGCAGCCUCGCAGAUCCUCCGCCUGACCCGCGCGGGCGAGACGGCCUGGGGGGAGCUUCCCGGAAACGACUGGACCGUCUUCCAGGCCAACCAUUCCACGUACGAGGCGCUGGAAUGGGCCCACAGGAACGACGACUACCAGCCCACGGAAAGCAACGUGCGCACCCCCCUCCCCACCGUCAUCCAGGACCACGGCCUCUUCGACAACAUCCAGCGCGUCAUCUUCGGCUCGGGCCUCAAGUUCUGGUUGCACCGCCUCCUCUUCCUCGACUCGCUCAGUUACCUCAGCCACGGCCAGCUCUCCCUGUCGCUCGAUCGCAUGUUCCUCGUAGACAUCGACGACAUCUUCGUCGGGGAAGUGGGCACGCGGCUGCGCCCCGAGGACGUGCGGGCCCUCAUCGCCACCCAGACGCGCAUCCAGGCGAUGAUCCCGCGCUUCAAGUUCAAUCUGGGCUUCUCGGGCAAGUACUUCCACCACGGUAACAGCGAGGAGGACAAGGGCGACAACCUCAUCCUCGAGAACAUCGACAAGUUCAUGUGGUUUUCGCACAUGUGGAACCACCAGCAGCCACACCUCUACGACAACCUCACGGUGUUGAUGGAGGAUAUGAUGCUGAAUAAGAACUUCGCCAAGGCCAAGGGGAUCCCGGUGGACUCGGGCUACUCGGUGGCGCCGCACCACUCGGGGGUGUACCCGGUGCACGAGUUGCUGUACACGGCGUGGAAGAAGGUGUGGAAUAUUAGGGUGACGAGUACGGAGGAGUACCCGCAUUUGAGGCCGGCGAGGUUGAGGCGCGGGUUUAUACAUCGGAACAUUAUGGUGUUGCCGAGGCAGACUUGUGGCUUGUUCACCCAUACCAUGUUCAUUGACAAGUACCCAGGAGGGAGGGAGAAACUCGACGAGUCAAUCCAAGGAGGAGAACUAUUCCAGACCAUAGUCUACAACCCCAUCAACAUCUUCAUGACUCAUAUGUCGAACUACGGUAACGAUAGGUUAGGUUUGUAUACUUUCGAAUCGGUGAUAAAGUUCAUCCAAUGUUGGACCAACAUUAAGCUUAGUUCGGCGCCUCCGCUCCAGCUCGCCGAAACCUACUUCAAGCUAUAUCCUGGUGAAUCGGACCCGGUGUGGGGGAACCCGUGCGACGACAGCAAACACCAGAAGAUAUGGUCGAAGAACAAGUCGUGCGACUCUCUCCCGAAAUUCCUCGUAAUCGGACCACAGAAGACUGGCACCACGGCUCUCUACACCUUCCUUUCUCUGCACCCAGCGAUCGCCAGCAACCUCCCGAGCCCAGACACGUUCGAAGAGAUCCAGUUUUUCAACGCCCACAACUACCUCAGGGGAUUGGAUUGGUACAUGAACUUCUUCCCCGUCGACGCCAACUCCUCAGCCCACUACUACUUCGAGAAGAGCGCGACGUACUUCGACGGCGAGCUCGUCCCCAAGCGGGUGCACGCCCUGCUGCCGCACGCCAAGCUCAUCACCAUCCUCAUCUCCCCAGCCAAGCGCGCCUACUCCUGGUACCAGCACACUAAAACCCACGGCGACGUCAUCGCCAACAACUACAGUUUCCACCAGGUGAUCACGGCGAGCGACACGGCGCCCAAGCCGCUACGGGACCUGCGCAAUCGGUGCCUUAACCCGGGGAAGUACGCGCAACACCUGGAGCGUUGGUUGACGUAUUUCUCGCCGCAGUCGCUGCACAUCAUCGACGGCGAGGAGCUGAAGAGCAACCCGGUGGAAGUGAUGAACGAGCUGCAAAAAUUCCUGAAGAUCACGCCCUUUUUCAACUACACGGAGCACCUGAGGUUCGACCCUAAGAAAGGGUUUUUCUGUCAGGUGGUGAGCGGGGACCACACGAAGUGUCUGGGGCGGAGCAAGGGGCGCCAGUACCCGCCCAUGGAGGAGAAGUCGCUGAAGCUGCUGCAGAGGUAUUAUUUGAGCCACAACACGGCGCUGGUGAAGCUGAUGAAGCGGAUAGGGCUGCGGAACAUCUCCAAUUGGUUGAAGGAGGACCUGUCGGACUCGUCGGCUUAAGUACGAAAGUGGCUGGACAGUACGGUCGCUGAUAAAUUGAAAUGACAUAUCACGUUUGAAUUUAGGCAAUAUUCUAAAACUGAAAUCAAUUACGACGAUUUUUUGAGGCGUUGGCCACUUUUCGUGUCGUAGGAAUGUUUACGGUGUUUUAGAUAGAACGUGCAAUAGUUUUCCUUACGUCCAUUAUGUGAGCUUAAUAGAUGUUCUAAAUGAAGUAUACCUGCUAGGUUAGUUUCAUUCAAUUCCUCUUUAAGCAUAUCCAUCGACUGAAUGUACUAUAAGCUUCAUGCGUCCCGCGUGUACAAAUAACGGCGGGACGGCAAUUUCGUGUAAUAAUUGUGUAUAUAUUUUAUUUAUAUUUAUAACUAAUGUUCGUGCCAUUUUUUGUACAUAUUACAUUAUUGAGUGUGGAGAGUACACAUCACUGUUAGAUAUCUUCAUGUCUAUUUUAUCAGAUUGAUGUAUAUUGCAUGUAAUUUAUAACAUUUUUGGAUUCACACAUUGAUGUAAAUAUUGCAUAGCUGUUAAAAGACGUAAAUGACAAUAAAAAUAUCAAUAUGC